UGGUUGCGAACAUGCAGUAUUGUAGAGGCACUGUUAUACAGAUCUGUGAUUGGGGGGGGCAACAAGACAUUGUGGUUAACACAAUGUAUCGCAUUAUUUUUAAAACUGCACACUCUUUAAAAUAACCCAGCAACAUAUAAGCCAGAAAAUUGUAUUUUGCAGCGCGCACAUGAGUCGUGGUGUUUCUGUGUGGAUCGAAACCAAUUAGUCCUUUAAAGAUUAAAGCUGGUGUACCGCAGGUGUGCACCACACAGCGAAAUGACCACGCCGUACACAAACAUCUGACCCAUAUUGUUUGCUUUUUGUUGUUGUUGUUGUUGUUGUUGUUAUCGAACAAUUCAAAAUGCAUUUUCCUUUAAAGGCUAAAGCCGAUUCAGAGGUCUUGGCGCUAUAAGAAGCAGGGCACUUAUUCGCCUACAGAGAUAGACGCUUCGGAUUUACGAUUUACUGUAGACAUCUUCUUGCAGAAAUAGGAGAUUGGUAGUACAGCUAGGGGGAGAUCUGGUACAGUAUCUAAAAUCAGGAAGCACUCCAGAGAAAUGUUAUUGCACACAGAGGCUGUGUGUCAGCAGAGAUCUGCCGCUUUCAACGUUACUAACGCAAGCGAGAUUCAGUGAUAUAAAUAUACAUUUGAGACGCAGUCAGGCGUUUUAGAAUCUCCUCCACUGGAUUUUUACUUUUUGUUUUUUGGGACAAGAAACCACUGAAGGAAGACUGGAACGGGGAGAUCUUAACAAGAUACAUUUUAGAGGCAUUUUUGUUCCUUCUUCAUUUAGCCCGUUUCCUUCAUCAUGGCUACAACAACCUGUACCAGGUUUACUGACGAAUACCAGCUUUUCGAGGAGCUUGGGAAGGGUGCCUUCUCAGUUGUGAGGAGAUGCGUGAAGAUCUCGACUGGACAGGAGUAUGCUGCCAAAAUUAUCAACACUAAAAAGCUCUCUGCCAGGGAUCACCAGAAGUUGGAAAGAGAGGCUAGAAUUUGUCGUCUUCUGAAGCAUCCCAACAUUGUGAGACUCCAUGACAGCAUAUCAGAAGAGGGAUUUCAUUAUCUAGUCUUUGAUUUAGUAACUGGAGGGGAAUUGUUUGAAGAUAUUGUAGCCAGAGAGUACUAUAGUGAAGCAGAUGCAAGUCAUUGCAUUCAGCAGAUCCUGGAGGCUGUGCUACACUGCCACCAGAUGGGUGUAGUCCAUCGGGACCUGAAGCCUGAGAAUUUACUUUUAGCUAGUAAAUUGAAGGGGGCAGCAGUGAAGCUAGCAGAUUUUGGACUGGCGAUUGAAGUUCAAGGGGACCAGCAAGCCUGGUUUGGGUUUGCUGGUACUCCAGGUUAUUUGUCACCUGAAGUUUUAAGGAAGGAUCCAUAUGGAAAACCUGUUGACAUGUGGGCCUGUGGUGUCAUUCUUUAUAUUUUGCUGGUUGGCUAUCCUCCAUUCUGGGAUGAAGAUCAGCACAGGCUGUACCAGCAGAUCAAGGCAGGAGCCUAUGAUUUCCCAUCACCAGAGUGGGACACAGUGACUCCUGAAGCCAAAGAUCUGAUUAAUAAGAUGUUAACGAUCAACCCUGCUAAACGAAUCACAGCAUCAGAAGCACUGAAACACCCAUGGAUCUGCCAACGAUCUACUGUGGCUUCUAUGAUGCACAGGCAGGAGACUGUGGAAUGCCUGAAGAAGUUCAAUGCCAGAAGAAAACUGAAGGGAGCAAUCCUUACAACUAUGCUUGCCACAAGAAACUUCUCAGCAGUGAAAAGUUUGAUGAACAAAAAGCCAGAUGGUGUGAAGAUUAACAACAAAACCAACGUAGUAACCAGUCCUAAAGAACCUAUACCUACUCCAGCUCUGGAGCCUCAAACCACAGUAAUCCACAACCCAGCUGAUGGAAAUAAGGAGUCUACUGAGAGCACCAACACCACUAUUGAAGAUGAAGAUGUGAAAGCUCGUAAACAGGAGAUUAUCAAAGUUACUGAGCAGCUGAUUGAAGCUAUUAACAGUGGUGACUUCGAAGCAUACACAAAGAUCUGUGAUCCAGGCCUGACAUCAUUUGAGCCAGAAGCCUUAGGCAACCUGGUCGAAGGAACUGAUUUCCACAGGUUCUACUUUGAAAAUGCUCUGUCCAAGAGCAACAAACCGAUCCACACCAUCAUCCUCAACCCACACGUGCAUCUGAUCGGGGAAGACGCGGCCUGCAUAGCGUACAUCCGGCUGACCCAGUACAUGGAUGGCGGCAGCAUGCCCAAGACCAUGCAGUCUGAGGAGACCCGCGUGUGGCACCGCAGGGAUGGCAAAUGGCAGAACAUCCACUUCCAUCGUUCGGGCUCCCCCACCGUGCCCGUCAAUUAAUGGGCUUCACAAUACACAGACGCAGCCAGAAGUCUCUUCCUGUUAGCCGACCAGCGUCCCCACGCUCCAGCCUCUCGAAGUCUUCUGUCUGCUCCCUCCCAUUUGUUGUUAAUCCAUCAUUCUUUGUUGUUUACACUUAAUUGGUGGAAAUGCCCCAUGCAGAAAUAAAGACAAGAACGCAAAAAAGUCAUUAUUUCAAAUGCAUUGUGUGAUGCUAAUGGAUCUCAUUUUCAGGACAGUAGUCAAAGGAGUUUUUUUAAGGCUGUAUAAAUGUUUUAUUUAGACAACAUUUGUAUAUCUGCUAGGGUCAUUAUUGGUGGGUGAGAUAUACGUUUACUACCUAUUCUUUCAAAUUUGAUUUAUCUUUCAGAUGUUUUAACGAUAUCCUAAAUAUUGCUGUUUGGCCACAUUUUCUGCAGCUUGUGGUAUAUCUAAGUGCACAAGCCCAUGAGCAAUUCCUGAUAAACUGAGUUCGUUGUAAAUGGGACUAAUAAUUACGAAAGUUAAUAAAUGUACAAAUUUGGGUUUACAAAACCUGAUGUUCCAUUUUCUGUUUUCAUAUCCAUGUGAUUUGAUACUCUUCAGGUCUGCCAUUUAGCUCUGCUUUCAAAUCUCUGAUUCAGUUUGCUCACAAUAUGAGAACAUUUAUAUAAAACUAGCUUGCUUUUAUGGUGAUGUUUUACAGACGUUGUGAUUGAAGUAAAAUGCUAUAAUUGCUUUUUAUGGGAAUAUUUGGGCUUUCUUGUGAACUCAGUUUACCAGCUUUUUUGGUUUGAUGUAUUCCAAUAUAUAAAGCAUACCUGGACCAUACAGAGAGUUAGAAAGUAAGAAGGGAUAAAUCAUGUAUUUUGCUUCAUCUUUGCCAAUACGUAAUCAUUGACAAUAUUAACAUUUUUAUUAUUAUAAAAUGUAAAACAUAUACAAUGCCAUUGAAUCACCAGAGGGAAAAGCAUAUUUGUACCAUGAUAUUUUAUUAGUAAUUUGUGAUUUUUUUUUUACAUUGUGCAAUUGAUAGAUAUUCCUGCAGAUACUGGGUUAUUCUUAUUUCUUUCUUCCUCUAGCAUUGUUUAAAUUGUUUUAAUACAUAUGGGGCUAAACUACAGUAUAUAAUGCUGUGAUGUGUAGUGCAUGAUAAGCCAUUGUGUCUUACUCUGAGCAGCAAGUAGUUCAGUCCUGAAUGGAAUCUUUAUAUCAAUUCUUUGUGUUAGCAACUCAGUUUCAAACAAUGUUAAAAUAGAUGUUUUCUUAAGCAAAAUUGACAUACAGUAGUUACAGACUCCAUCUUUAACUAGUUAACACUUUAUCUUACUAUUUUUUGUAGAUAGUUUUGCGCAUAUGAGUGUAUUGAGCCAUGUCAUUUUGCCAAUAAAAUUGUGUAGGAAAAUGUAACUUUUCUUUAUCUGUUAACAGCUAGUGUGGCAACAAUGUAUUUGAAUAAGUAAUAAAUGUGGCGUUUGGCAUUUUAAUAUCUAAUGUGGUGUUGGAGUAUUAUAAUAUGUCAGGUUGGUCUUCCAAAAGAAUUUUUUGAGGGAAUCAAAACUAGUUCUUUCUUCACCACAAUGAGAUGGAGCUUUAUCUUUUUUUUCUAUAUUUGCACAGCUGCAGUUUACCAUGGGACACAGUGUACAUAAACUUGCCAUUACGGUAAAGGACUGAUUGAUACGCAUAUUUAAGUAAUAAUAAAAUGUGUGAUUUCUUCUGA
This is a messenger RNA of Lepisosteus oculatus (spotted gar), 4035 nucleotides long. It is a transcript of the gene camk2d2, whose product is annotated as calcium/calmodulin-dependent protein kinase (CaM kinase) II delta 2. NCBI's taxonomy places the organism in Eukaryota, Metazoa, Chordata, Actinopteri, Semionotiformes, Lepisosteidae. Gene Ontology annotation, molecular function: ATP binding; calcium/calmodulin-dependent protein kinase activity; calmodulin binding. The record is from RefSeq and is a predicted model, not a curated record. Gene Ontology annotation, biological process: protein phosphorylation.